AUGUUGUUUAUGGUUUACUUGACCAAACAAGGUAUUUAAUGAUGAACUCUUGAAUAAUUUCACUACUACGACAUACCUAAACAUACAUAUCAAGGAGUGCAUUUUCUCUAUUAUCUAACACAAUGGAGACAUCAGGGGAACUCUUUGUUACUUUGCCGAACGGUUGCAAGAUCUGCUACCAGACUUCUGGCAACCCCUCAGACCCAGCUAUCCUUAUAAUUUCGGGAUAUGGAAUGUCCAUGACCCAGACCCCCGAAGCGUUUGUCCGGUUGCUUAGCCCACCAGACCAUCCUCACUUCAUUGUCCAGUUCGAUUACCGGGACACCGGCCUUUCGACCUCUUUCCCAGAGCCGCCUUACGGAGAGCGCGCCUACACGUUCGAUGAUAUGGUGGAUGAUAUUGUGGGGCUCAUAAACCACCUCAAGCUCAAGCGUGUGCACUUGAUGGGCACGAGCAUGGGCGGACCGGUAUCCUGGUUAACAGCGGGUCGACUUCCCGACAUCGUCGAGAGUCUAGCUCUCAUCUUCACGAGCCCGGUGGGGCGCAUACAGAACGAAACGGACAAUCUGCCGUCGAUGCAGAUGGAGGGGCAUUAUAUACUCACCGACGCGUUUGAUCCGCCCACAGAUCGCGACGACCACGAGGGCUGGAUUAAGCACUACGCGACGAUGUCUCUCGCCAUGGCGACCAAGCCGCCUACGGAAGAGGAGAGGGCGGACGCGAGACGCAUAGCGGAGGUUACGUACCGCCGGGAGCGGGAGAGCGGGACGAUGUGGACUAAGACGAACCACUCGGACGCGUCGGGAGUAAGAUGGCCCAGGGAGGCGCUCAAGCUCGUCAAGUGCCCGACUGUCGUCAUCCACGGGGCUAAGGACCAGCUAUUCUCGGUGGAACACCCGAAGGCCCUGAGGGACGGCGUGGAGGGAGCUACGUUGGUGAUUAUUGAUGAUUGCGGACACGAGUUGCCCCACCGAGCGCUGAAGCCCGUGGCCGACGCGAUCCUCGCAAACGCGAAGAAAGGAGAGGAGAUGAAGACGGCGGGGAAGUGAUAUUUACGGUCUACAAAGUGUUUACUCGAGUAUUUUCUCGCCUUUUAUGCCUGCUAAGUUAACCGGUAUGUAUAACUCCCUGACUAAGAAUGCAAUGUAGAAUAGGCAGAAUAGGCUAGAGAAAGAAAAAGUAGUUUGAAUUGGAGCCAGCUGGAAGAGACAGAUUGUCUAGCAAUUACACACCUCUCCUGAUAGAUAUAUUAGGUACCUGGU
Molecule: messenger RNA, 1262 nt
Organism: Daldinia caldariorum
Lineage: Eukaryota; Fungi; Ascomycota; Sordariomycetes; Xylariales; Hypoxylaceae
Product: alpha/beta-hydrolase
Exons: 1
Coding region: 123-1049 (308 amino acids)
Biological process (GO): glycerolipid catabolic process
Molecular function (GO): triacylglycerol lipase activity
Source: RefSeq, a predicted model, not a curated record